GUUUCUAGCCAUGGUGGUUGUGUUGGAGUGGUGAUGGAGUACAAGAUCACUACAACAAAUGUGGCCACCUUCACUCUCUCCAAAGACUACUAAAAUUAACAGAGAAAUUACAAUGCUCUUGUCAGCAGAUGGAAACAUGAAGUGCUCAAAAAUCUCCUGGUAUACAGCUGCAUUGACUCUCCACUUGAGAAAACACAAUGGACCAACACCAGCAGAUGACAUGGCACCCCAUAUCAUCACUGACUGUCGAAACUUCACACUGGACUUCUAGCAACUUGGUUUCUGUACCUCUCUGCUCCUCCUCUAGUCUCUGGGACCUUGAUUUCCAAAUGAAAUGCAAAAAUCUUCCACAUGAUUGUGGUUGUGUGUACUGAACCAGACUGAGCUAUUAAAGGCUCAGGAAACCUUUUGCAGGUGUUUUGACUUAAUUAGCUGAUUAGAUCUCUUCUCAGGUCAACAUUUCUCUAUUAUGAAUUCUUUAUUCUAAUAUUUUGAGAGACUGCAUUAUUGGUUUUCAUGAGCUGUAAGCCCUAAUCAAGAUUACACAUUUCAAGCCUUUUUGGUUUUGUGUCUAAUGGAAUUAGUUCUAUGAAACUAUGAAAGUUACAAGUUUUGAAUUAAAUUACAUUAUACAAAAAUUAUAAAGAAGUUGGGACUCUAAAAUGUAAAUAAAAACAAAAUUCAGUGAUUUGCAAAUCUCAUGAACCCAUGUUAUUCACAAAAGAACAUAGAAAUCAUCAAAUGUUUAAACUGAGGAAAUGUACCAUUUUAAGGAAAAAGAGGUCAUUUUGAAUUUGAUAGCUGCAACAUGUCUCAAAAGUUGGGACAGGAGAAACAAAAGGAUCAAAAAUUAAGUGUUAAAAAGAGUAUAUUAGAUAUAUACUCUCAGAAGUAAAGAUGGGAUGGAAUCUGGAUGGAAGCAGAUGUUGUUCUAAAGCCUGUAUAUACCUUUCAGCAUUAAUGCCUUUCCAGAUGUCCAAGCUGCCCAUUCCAUAGUCACUAAUGCACCCCCAUACGAUCAGAGAUGCAGGCUUUUGAACUGAACACUGUCACGAUUCCCCCUUGAAGCAGCGUGCUCUAAGCGCUAAUGAAACGCUAUAUUUUUCACUGCCUUGAUAAACAUUCUCAAGACUAAAGAAGUUACUAUUUUGAAUGUUUGUUUAGAUGUAGGCUUUGAUUAAAGAUAGACAUGGGCAGUAAUCUGUAUUAAAACCUGUUAUACCCCUACAUUUUCACUAAGUAGAGCUGAAAACUUUACAAUGUACAUCUGCUCCAUUUGACAUUUUGUUGUUGUUGUUAUAAUGGUGAUUGACUUUUUCUUUCUUUCUUUCUUUUUUUAAGUACUCUGUAAUAUAAAUUCACGCAUUUACUCGAUCCAUUCCUUUUUUCCAAGCCAACUCUCUGUGCUAACCAGCAGUUACUUUUUUGUAUAAAUGGCUUAUAUUCCUCAUAACCAUGCAUUAAAACCUCUAACUUUGCGUCACUGAAGUAUGCAGCUCACUUUUUUUCACCCUGGAUUUCCAUGGUGACUCCUGAAAUUGGUGAUCCACUGAUGAUGUCUUUUAUGCACAGAGGUUACGCAGUGGAGUUGUCACUGCAUGUUUACCCACCUUAUCUACUUGGGUGUUUCUUAGAGAAAUAGGAUCACUUUUGUUAGUAUAUGCAUCACAUUUACAUACAACAAUAGCUUUAGGGAGUAGGAUGGCGUCCAGCAAUUCAGAGACUAGCUGGUGGUGUGGAAUGUGUGUACCAGAGAUAGUUAGGAAAUUUCCAGAUUGUGGCUCCAGAUUGUUUCAAAAUCAUGUACUACACUGUAGGCAUACCUGCUGUCAGUGUAGAUUGUUACUGAUUUGCCUUUACAGUUUACAGUUUCAUGAGUAAGAAGCAUGCCUCCUCUUCAACCAGCCCCAAAGGACCCAUGUCACACCCCUCUUCAUCUCCCUCCACUGGCUUCCUGUAGCUGCCUGUAUCAAAUUCAAGGCCUUGACACUCACGUUCCAGACAAGGUCUUGUACAGCACCCCCCUACCUCAAGACUCUCCUGAAAGCUUACGUUCCCUCAUGCAAUCUGUGCUCGAUUAACGACCAACGCUUAGUAGUGCCUACUCAGUGUGGCUCAAGGUCUCUUUCCAGAACCUUCACACUAACUGUACCUCAGUGAUGGAAUGAACUUCCAACUUCAAUCCGGAUCGCACAAUCUGUCACUAUCUUCAAAAAACAGCUAAAGACCCACCACGUCCGCGAGCACGUAACUAACCCCUAAAACGCCAACCCCACAUCAUCAUUCUUCAAAAAAAAAAACAAGAAACAACACACAUUACUCUGGCUCUUACAACUCUACUCUGUGCUCUGCUUUUCUAGAGCUCAAUUAAAAAAUCUUGUAUGGUAGCACUACUUGUGUUGUUCUCCACUUGAUAUAUCACUUUGUUUGUACUUUCUCAUUUGUAAGUCACUUUGGAUAAAAGCAUCUGCAAAAUGAAUAAAUGCAAAUGACUAGUCACUACUGCAUAGCCAACUUUAUUCUUGCCUGUCUCUGGAUCACUUGACACCGACCCAUCCACAAACAAUAUCAGAUCAAGAUUGUCCAGUGGUUCAUCUUUCAGAUCCAACCUGGGAGCACACGAUUCAUUAGUUAACAUUACACAAUCAUGGGUUUCUCCAUCAUCAGCCGUGGGGAGGAGAGUUGCUGGAUUUAAGAGAGUAAAAGGUUUGAUAAUGAUAUUAGGCAUGUCCAAUAGAACUGUGUUAUACCUUAACCAGCGCUGGGUGGAAAGGUGUGAUGUUGUCUGCUCCAGUAGGAUCAUGGAGACAGUGUGUGGGACCAAAAGGGUUAAUUCCCCAUAUCCUACUAAAUCUCGUGAGGCCACGACAGCCUUUACUGCCACCACCAGAGCACGUGAACAAAGGGGCAGACCCGCUGAAACAGGGUCUAACUUACCAGAAAAAAGCCACUGGUCUCAGCUUGUCUUCAUGUUUCUGUAAUAGAACAGAGGUCAUACACCCAUUCUUUUCAUCUACUGUUUGCACAAAAAGGUUUCAAAGGAUCUGGAAGCCCAAACGUAAGAGCUGUCUGCAAUGCCUGUUUUCAAGCAACAAAUGCCUACUCUGCUUUGGAAACCCUAUCAGUGGACAACUUCUUCCCCUUAAUCGAGGGUGUGCCUCUAGGAGAGUGUUUGCCUGUCUUAUACUAGGGAACGUUCCAGUACUGUGUUUACUGAUCAUUAUGCUGCACUUAACAAGAGAGAAUUCUUAAGAAGACCAUUUGUAAACUCCCAACUUGCUAUAUGAGUAAGAGGGUUACUAUAUGAGACACCAGGGUUAGAGGUGAAUUCCCAAUGUGUAAUUCCUCUGUCCUCACACCCCUUUACCCAUGGUCCCACAUCCCUCCGUUCUCUCUCUAUUGGUUUUGCCAAAGAGACAUGGGACGCUGAAUGUGGGACCUCAAAUAAUUUAGUUUGUUCUUGGUUUCGGGUUACUGAGCAUGCACAGAAUGGGUCUGACCAAAGGAAAGGAAGCCCUGUCACGGUGGCUUAGUGGUUAGUGCGUUCGCCUCACACCUCCAGGAUCCGGGGUUUGAUUCCAGCUGGGGCCAUGUGUGUGCGGAGUUUGCAUGUUCUCCCUGUGCUGCGGGGGUUUCCUCCCCCAGUCCAAAGACAUGCAUGGUAGGCUGAUUGGCGUGUCUAAAGUGUCUGUAGUGUAUGAAUGGGUAUGUGAUUGUGCCCUGUGAUGGACUGGCACCCUGUCCAGGGGUACCCCACCUUGUGCCCGAUGCUCCCUGGGAUAGGCUCCAGGUUCCCCUGUGACCCUGAAGAAGGAGUAAGUGGUAGAAGAUGGAUGGAUGGACAAUCGUAAUGUGCUGUCGCUAAGUUUCAUCAGAUCUUACAAACAUCCAUGACUAGCUUGUCAUCCCCUUACUGCUAGCCUUGUUUUACAUUACACAUUUCUCUCAUUUACCACUGUUUAUAAAGGCAAAUAUGUUCUUUGUUUCUCCACCUUUGAGUGCAGAUGAGGACUUGCUAGAGCUGCACGUGGUGCUGUUGGAAUUGGAGGCCGUGGAGAAACAGAUCCGUGACCUACUCGACAAGCAGGCCCAGCUGCACGAGCGAAGGACCGCUAUGGAAACAUCUUGUGCUAUUUCCUACAAAUCCAAGUUAAGCACGCAGUGUGGUACUACCACUCCCAGGUCCUCUAUGCCAUGAGUUUCUCUGUGCAGGGACCAUGCGCCCAGGAUGAAUCCAGCCCAGGUCUCCAUCACGCCGGUGCCGACACACCACAGAACUUGGGUGCGUCAGCUACGGAAGGCACGGGCCAGGACGAGGAACUCUCCCCCCUACCGCCCCCAGUCUUUGAGAUCUGCACCAGGAACUGCUUCACCCUUCUCUGUGAGACCAAACCAAAUGCCGUGAUCAUCGGAGACUCCAUUGUUCAGAACGUCCGUGUUGCCUCAUCGAAAGGUAAGGUGCGCACACAUUGUUUCUCUGGUGCUCAUGUUCUUGAUGUCGCUGCACAGGUACCCGCGAUCCUGAAGAAAAAUGAGAGCAUCGGAGCUGUCAUGCUGUACGCGGGGGUGAAUGACAUCAGACUGCGGCAGACGGAAAUCCUGAAGAGGGACUUCAGCAGCCUGAUCGAGACAGUGCGAAGCAGAUCACCCGCUACAAAGAUCAUCGUCUCUGGACCUCUCCCCACAUACAGACAUGGAGUUGAAAGGUUCAGUAGACUUUUCGCUUUAAAUGAGUGGUUAAUAUCUUGGUGCAACGAACAGAAUCUGCUCUUUGUUAAUAACUGGAAUCUGUUCUGGGAGCGUCCUAGGUUGUUCCGUGCUGAUGGCCUGCAGUCUCAGAGCGGCACUCCAGUCAGACAACAUCCCCAAGACACUACACACCAUGUGACUGCCUGCCAUAAAAAAAUAGCCUUUAAAAUGAAGAAUACUGACAGCACCAAGUCUAUGCUAAUUAAAUCAGAACAACUUCUGCGCAUUGAGGACCAGGACUUUGCCUUGAGACCUGGCUUUGGAGGUUCAGCUAUUCCGGUGGGUAUUGAUGUGCAGGUGGAAAGUAUUGACAGCAUCUCAGAGGUUAACAUGGACUUCACAAUGACGUUGUAUUUGAGACACUACUGGCAGGAUGACAGACUGGCCUUCCCAUCAACCAACAACAAGAGCCGAACAUUUGAUGCACGACUUGUGAAGAAAAUAUGGGUGCCAGAUGUCUUCUUUGUUCAUUCCAAGCGUUCUUUCAUUCAUGACACUACAAUGGAGAACAUCAUGUUAAGAGUGUAUCCAGAUGGAAAUAUUCUCUACAGUGUCAGAAUCACUGUGACUGCUUUGUGCUCUAUGGACUUCAGUAACUUUCCUCUAGAUACACAGAACUGUUCUCUGGAACUUGAGAGUUAUGCUUACAAUGAAAAUGACCUUAUGCUCUACUGGAAGAAUGGGAACGAUUCAUUAAGGACUGACGAGAUUGUACUCUCACAGUUUUUUAUUGAAGAAUUCCACCCAUCCUAUGGGCUAGCUUUUUACAGCAGUACUGGCUGGUAUAACAGACUCUACAUAAAUUUCAUACUGAGGAGAUACAUCUUCUUCUUUAUGCUUCAGACAUACUUCCCCACCAUGCUCAUGGUCAUGCUCUCCUGGGUCUCCUUCUGGAUUGAUAGGAGGGCAGUCCCUGCUCGUGUUUCACUAGGUAUCACUACUGUGUUGACCAUGUCCACCAUAAUCACUGGUGUGUCAGCUUCCAUGCCUCAGGUGUCCUAUGUGAAGGCUGUAGAUAUGUACCUGUGGACAAGUUUCCUCUUUGUCUUUCUCUCCGUCAUUGAAUAUGCUGCUGUUAACUACUUCACCACAGUGGAGGAGAUGAAGAAACUCAAGAGGGGAAAGCUGCCAGUGUCUUAUGCUGCAACAAAGGCUAUGGCAUAUGAUGGCUGUUUCCAUGACAACGAGAUUGACCUACCACCUUUUCCUGAGCUGUCGACUACCCCCAGCAUAGAACAGGCAGUGGUGCCCAUGAACUCACCAGUAGAGGCACCUACAGAGGGCACAAGGCUCUGGAGGAAGAGAUCAUUUCGGCACAACAUCAGCUUUAUAAUGAGCAACAGCUACAUGAUCGACUCAUACUCCCGUAUCAUCUUCCCUCUGGCCUAUCUGCUUUUCAACAUUAUAUAUUGGUCCUUGUAUUCAUGAACAAGAAAAGUGGAUAAAACAAUUCAAGCACAAUCUAGUGGGGAGAUUUGACCAGGUGGAUUGUGAUGAACAUAGAUUUUAAAAAAAUAAAAAUAGUUUUUUUGUUUGUUUGGAUAUUUUUCUGUAGCGUUGUCACAACAAAUUAGGUAAACAUUCCACUAAAAUGAAAUUACAUGAAUAAAAUUUAAUAUGCUAUAUUUAUCGUUUGCCAAAGAAGUGUUUUUCAUAUUUAUGAAUAAUACUUAUGGCUGUAAAAGUGAUUGUUUUCUUAUUAAUUCAUAUAUCCUAGUUGUAUAUUUAUUUGGCCAUGUAAGCAAAUACAAAGGUGAAAUUAAAUAGGUUUUUUUUUCUUUCUUUUUUUUUGCUUGUUGUAAAACUAACUAUACCAAAAUUUUUAUGUUUAAAAUAAAAAUAACACAAUUGUC
Ictalurus punctatus (channel catfish) is the source of this 6602-nucleotide messenger RNA. RefSeq names its product gamma-aminobutyric acid type A receptor subunit rho3a (gene gabrr3a). Gene Ontology annotation, biological process: signal transduction; regulation of membrane potential; nervous system process. Gene Ontology annotation, cellular component: synapse; membrane; GABA-A receptor complex. Gene Ontology annotation, molecular function: GABA-A receptor activity; neurotransmitter receptor activity; extracellular ligand-gated monoatomic ion channel activity. The coding region runs from base 4195 to 6177 and encodes 660 amino acids. The transcript has 10 exons. The record is from RefSeq and is a predicted model, not a curated record. NCBI's taxonomy places the organism in Eukaryota, Metazoa, Chordata, Actinopteri, Siluriformes, Ictaluridae.